GUUUAUUUUUGAUUUUAUGCUUAUGAAAAAUCUAAAAUAUUUGUACAAAGCUCCCCAUUUUCGCGCAAUAAAUUUACCGCGAAAUUUUCCUGGCACCAAGUUUACUAAAUACUUUCACGUUUCCUCCAUUUAUUGAACAACGUAGGCGAACUUUUGCAGAAUCAAUAUGGGGCGAAAAUCAGCAAAAGGUAAAGAAAAGGCAAAAGCAAGAAAAGAGGAAAAUAAACAGCUGAAGAUCUCUAUGGCAGAAGUUGAUGAAGUUAAUAAGAUAGAGGAUCCAAUGGCACCACUUGCAGCCUUCAAAAAGUUUGAAAGAAAUGGUUUGUCCAUAACGCUAGAAUGUAAGAAGAGACCCACUUGUAAAGAUGAAGAUGUUGAAUGGGCGUUCCAGUUGACAAAACAAAACAUGAAGACAUUAUAUGAAAAGAGUGAAUGGGGCUGGAAGGACACUGAGAAACGGGAAGAGAUGUUUGAAGACGCAGCGUGGUACCUAUUUGCCAGGGCCCAAGAUGGCCACCUUGUAGGCUUCGUCCACUUCAGAUUUGAUAUGGACUUUGAUGACAAAGUCGUAUAUUGUUAUGAGAUCCAGUUGGCAAAAGAAGUGAGAAGGAAAGGACUGGGAAAGUUCAUGAUGCAGAUUUUAGAGCUAUUGGCACACAAAACUGGCAUGGGUAAAGUAAUGAGCACAGUCUUCACACACAAUGACGAUGCUCAAGGCUUCUUUAUUAAAACAUUAAGGUAUGGGAUAGACGAGACGUCACCAGAAGACAAUAUUUAUGAAGAUCAGGAACACACAUAUCAGAUACUCAGUAAAAUAAUAGUUCAAAGGCAGCCCCUUGGGAAAGCGCAGGACACUCAGAACACUGGAGCACAAGCAGCCACUGUGAAAACUUAAGAUCUCAUAUAUAAUGUAUUUAGAUUAUUAUGUGUUAAAUGUCUGUUAGUAAUAUCUUGUGUUUUGUAUACAUUCAUCCUUGGUGAAAACUUCAAAGACCUUGAUAUGUAUCCUUUAUACAUAUGGGAUAUUAGAAACAUUAAAGAGAGAAUCUGAUCUAUAGCGGGUGACAAAAUUACAAACAACAUGUAUAAUUGACCUACCAAUCUAUUCCUAAUUACAAUCUCAAAUACAAUAUCUCCCAAAAGAUUCACAAUAUGUUAUAAAUCGAUGAAGUUAUAAUGGGCUCAAAGUGCAAAUAUAGGUGAAAAUGUUUAAAUUCUCCCAAAUAAUAAGAAUGGUAACCAUCCUUAUAGA
Owenia fusiformis is the source of this 1252-nucleotide messenger RNA. The record is from the annotation of a GenBank genome assembly. Lineage: Eukaryota; Metazoa; Annelida; Polychaeta; Sabellida; Oweniidae.